Bradysia coprophila is the source of this 1722-nucleotide messenger RNA. RefSeq lists its product as uncharacterized. NCBI's taxonomy places the organism in Eukaryota, Metazoa, Arthropoda, Insecta, Diptera, Sciaridae. The record is from RefSeq and is a predicted model, not a curated record.
GGCCUCAAAAACAGUUUUCCAAAUUCUUCGUAAAAAUGUCAGUCAUUCUACUGGAAACGAUUCCUGAAUCAGCAUCAGCGCAAAAUCAGUUGUUCGAAGCCGCACCAGCGAAAAAUGCGUUGACAGCGAAAGCUCCACGGAAAAUGGCUGAAUCUCUUCCGCUCGCUAGAAUUGGACGUGCUUAUGGUAACGAUAUUUCAAAGCUGAACUUAAUGAAACCACUCGCUCGACGUUCAUCUGAAUAUGAGGUCAGAGAACCUUGGCAUUCGUCAUCGAAAACGGAUACUCGAGAAUACGGUGAUUACUACAGUUGGCAGGCGCGUUUAACCUACUUGGAAGUGAAUCGAUUUAGUAUCAUCGCCUCCAAGGGAGUGAAACAUUUCGUCGACGAAUACAUGAAAAAGUUGCUGAAAUGUGAGAUAUUUGAGCGAGGACAUAAUGUUGAGCUGUUUGCAUCGGUUCGACAAGAAAUUUUGGAUAGAGGCAACAACUCUAGCAGCUUGAAAAAUGAUGUGGUCCAAGACAGCAGAGACAGUUUUGGCAUCAACAGAUAUCGUAAGAACGCGAAAAGUGCAAAAAUUCCCGCUUCUGCUUUGAAAACAAUCGAAUUGAUCCGUAAGUACAGAAGCGGUCAGUCGAUAGAUGCAUUACUAAGGGUCAAUAAGGAAGUGAAUAUUGCGAGUGUGCACGACGUUGAUAAUUCUGGAACUAUUACUCUGAAAAAUCCUAGUCGAUCGGUGCAAAGCCAGAAAAUUAUCAGCACGAGCAACAUAAUGACAAAGGGAAAAAAUUUGAACACCACAACGAACCGCAGCUCCUUGACAAAAAACCAGAAAAGUCCAUCGAAACAAAGCAGAAAUUCAAAUCUAGAGGCUGUUGCUGGUCCCAGUAAGCUUGGCUCGUCAACUAUGCUCACCACUUCCCUACAAAAGCAACAGCAAAUUCAGAAACGAAAGAGUUUGGAUAAGAAGAACGUCCGUGCUGAUAAAGAAAAUCGUGAGCAUGAAGACAGUAAAUCCAGCUUUACAUCGAACCGCAAUUUGUCGCGGCAAAAUCAGAAAAAGUCCAGCUCUACCGUAUUGAAAAGCAGUAAAACUGGCUCGAUAAUAAGUCACAGUGCAACAGUGAAUAAUAAGGAAAUUCCACCGAACUAUGAAGAAAACACUGAUCCAAGUACCAUCACUGGAGACAUUACAACUAAAUUGAACACGACUGGAGAUCGAAGAAGCAAAAGUGGAAGUAGAUUUAACAUCUUUGGCCGACACCGAAAUUCAGAUAAGAACGGACAAAAUCCCACCGAUUCUACAGUAAGUCACAGUUCGACGACGAAAAAUGAUCCGGAACACAAUGAAAAUGCGCAACCCACGAUAACAAAUUCGGAACAAGAAACCACUGAUGUGCCAGUAGUUGACGAUGCUGUACAAAAUCUUCUGCAAAAUAUCGAAAAAGAAGAAGAGCGAGGAAACGUACCACAGAAAUCACAUUUCUCUACCAAUCGGGCUACUCUUUAUCGAAAAUAUGAUGCAGAACAGGCCGAGAAAGCGACCGAUGACAACAUAUCGGUGGAGGAGAAGAGUAUGCAAAGUGUGGGCUCAUUCGAUAGAGAUAAAUUCGUCGAGUCGGAGAAAGCGUUGUAUCCGAGAAUGGGAAGUAUUUUAAGUGAAUACAAAUCAAAUGAGUGAAUGAAUCUGACAAAUUAAAAGCGAAUAAAAAGUCUUGGGU